AUGGUUAAUUUUGAGUAUAACUCUUACCUCCUUGCUUUGACAAUUGGCGACUUCAUUUUAGCGACUCUUACCGUUCUUGGAAAUCUUCUUCUUCUCACCACCAUUAAAUUAGAUCCUGUGAGAUGUCUUCGAACACCCGCCACCUAUUUAAUCGCAAACUUAUCUCUAAGUGACUUAUUUGUCGGACUUAUUAUUGGUUAUGGCCGUGGCUUGGUUGGAUGUUUCAUGUAUAAAGACGAGACCCAACCUUCUUGGAUUAACUUAGCUAUAAACGUCGCAGGAGGGGCAUCCAUUAUCAACGGCAUAUGGACAGUUAUUGCGAUGGCGCUUGACCGUUACAUAGCAGUUACCGAUCCUUUCCAUUACAACGAGCGAAUAACAGGACGAAAAGUCCACACAUACAUCUUUGUUAGCUGGGUAAUGGCCACGACGUUGACUGCGUUCUAUCCUUUGGCAGGACAAAUCUGGGCAGUCAUUUUAUUGGUGUUCUCCCACACACAUUUCACAAUUCCCGUGUUUGUCUUGCUGUUUGUUUAUUGUCGAAUUUUUUGCUCACUCUCCGCAAGAAGAUACGAACUUCAACGUUUAACAACAUCGCUCUCCACAAUAACUCUACGGCAUGCCCUUGAGAGAGAGCGGAAAAUGGCGCUGACUUCGUUUGUCAUUUUGAAGUUGUUCUGUGCUUCUUUUUUGCCCUUUUAUAUUAAGAUUCAGCUGUUAAAUUUCUGUAGUUGUCAGGAUACUAUGGCUUUCCGAAGGUUUGACUUAAUAAGUCAUACUUUCCUUUACUUAUCUUCGUUUGCGAACCCUUUUAUGUAUGCUUGGCGGGUGCCAAAAUUUCGACGAUCGUUACAAGAGUGCCUUCACAUUAAGAAAAGAAAUAGUGUACGCCCCAUAAACAUCAACUAA
Pocillopora damicornis (cauliflower coral) is the source of this 909-nucleotide messenger RNA. RefSeq names its product beta-2 adrenergic receptor-like. Gene Ontology annotation, cellular component: plasma membrane. The record is from RefSeq and is a predicted model, not a curated record. Gene Ontology annotation, biological process: G protein-coupled receptor signaling pathway. Gene Ontology annotation, molecular function: G protein-coupled receptor activity. Lineage: Eukaryota; Metazoa; Cnidaria; Anthozoa; Scleractinia; Pocilloporidae.